Daucus carota subsp. sativus is the source of this 624-nucleotide messenger RNA. Its product is annotated as probable membrane-associated kinase regulator 6. The transcript has a single exon. The record is from RefSeq and is a predicted model, not a curated record. Lineage: Eukaryota; Viridiplantae; Streptophyta; Magnoliopsida; Apiales; Apiaceae. The coding region runs from base 1 to 624 and encodes 207 amino acids.
AUGGAAACAUACCAAACUCCGUCUAUUGAGAGCUUUUCAUAUAGUUGGUUAGCAAACAUGAAUACAUCCUUUCAAAGCCCAGGACGCUCCUUCGGAGAUUCACUUGAUGCAUAUGAUAAAGCCUCAUUCAUAGAAAUGGACCCACAGUUAUCUUCCUCCAAGAGACUCUUUAAAGUUUCGCAGGAUUUUGAUUUUCCUAUGCCAGAGGAUUUUGAUUUUCCUAUGACAGAGGCUCCUAUGGGUCUUGUUGAUGCCGAUAAGCUGAUUUUGAAUGGCUUCAUAGUGCCUGUUUUUGUAAACCAAGUGAAGGCAGAUGCAUAUGAUGCUUCUAAGGAUCCCAUUCCAUCUUCUGCUUCCGCUUCCUCUUCCUCAAAAAAGUUGCGCUCAGUCUCGGAUUCAGGUAACAGGACUCGUUGUUCAUCAUUAAAGAAGUGUCGAAAAUUAUCAAGGCAGAUAUUCUUGAAGUAUUUGGAUCUUUUUAAGCCACUUUGCCAGAGAGGCUCUAGAGUUGGAACUUUUACAGCAAGACUGCAUGGAGAAAGAAACUGGGAGACUGCAUGGAGAAAGAAACUGGGAUUGUUCAGCUUCAACAUCUCCGCGAGUAAGGGUUGCAAACUCAAGUGA